UCCAUGCUGUUGGAAAAGUGGGAGAUUUUGAUAAGAUCUGGCGAGAACAUUGCGAGGAUGAGGAAACACUUUGUGAAUAUGCUGUUGCAAUGAAAAAUUUGGCAGAUAAUCAUUGGGCAAAAAGUUGUGAAGGUGAAGGACGUAUUGAAUGGUGUUGUAGUAUAUGCAGAGAAUAUUUUCAAAAUGGUGGAAAGAGAAAAGCACUUGAAAAAGAUAAAAAAAGAGCUGUACUUGCCACCAAGACCACUCCAGCCUUAAAUACACAUGAACAGUCUAAACUUGAAGGUCAUUUAACCAACCUCAACUUUACAAAUUCUGAAAUUAUAACUGAGUUGCUACAAACCUCAGGGAAGAUCAGAUUACUUGAUGUUGGCAGCUGCUUUAACCCAUUUAUGAAGUUUGAAGAAUUUCUAACUGUUGGCAUAGACAUUGUACCUGCCGUAGAGAGUGUAUAUAAAUGUGACUUCCUGAACUUGCAGCUUCAGCAACCACUCCAGCUUGCACAGGAUGCUAUAGAUGCCUUUUUGAAGCAGCUGAAAAACCCUAUUGAUUCUCUUCCUGGAGAACUUUUCCAUGUGGUUGUUUUCUCUCUCCUUCUUUCUUAUUUUCCAUCACCUUACCAGAGAUGGAUUUGCUGCAAGAAAGCCCAUGAACUGUUAAUGUUAAAUGGUUUAUUGCUUAUCAUCACACCUGAUUCCUCCCAUCAGAAUCGUCAUGCUAUGAUGAUGAAAAGCUGGAAGAUUGCUAUAGAGUCCCUGGGCUUUAAACGUUUCAAGUAUUCAAAAUUUUCACAUAUGCAUCUGAUGGCAUUUAGAAAAAUAUCCCUAAAAACGACAAGUGACUUGGAGUGCAGGUCCAGCUUUGCAGUAUCAACAGCAGUAGCAAGAUCACGUCCUCCUCAGGUGGUGCCCACUUUAUCUGUGUGUGGUGGAUCCAAGGCUCGAUUCCUGUCGGCUUUAGUGAAGAGUGUGUUGUCAGCAGGACGUCAUAGAGACUGGUCCAUUGCUUGGCUAACUGCUGCUCAGGACCUUGAGACUUCCGAGUCUUUAGUAAAACUGUCUCCCGGCUUGAAUGGGUGUAAGGGCUCGUCAGACAGGUAGAUAGACCUGCAAUGAGCAAACUUAUGCAACAUUGUUAGUGUUUGCCCUAGAUGAUGUACAUACGGCUUUUACAUUUUCUAUUCAUGUUUUAAAUCUAAAGGAAGUGUUCCUAAAACAGAAAAUUGGAAGGAUCUCCCAUAAACUUUCAAAAGGGCUUAAUUUAAGCCCACUUCAGGGCACUACCAUAGUCCAGAACAAGGCAAUAGAGAGUUCCUGGUCCC
Molecule: messenger RNA, 1321 nt
Organism: Myotis brandtii (Brandt's bat)
Lineage: Eukaryota; Metazoa; Chordata; Mammalia; Chiroptera; Vespertilionidae
Gene: BMT2
Product: chromosome unknown open reading frame, human C7orf60
Exons: 6
Coding region: 90-1100 (336 amino acids)
Biological process (GO): negative regulation of TORC1 signaling
Source: RefSeq, a predicted model, not a curated record